This is a messenger RNA of Dama dama (fallow deer), 576 nucleotides long. RefSeq names its product odorant-binding protein-like. The record is from RefSeq and is a predicted model, not a curated record. The transcript has 6 exons. Gene Ontology annotation, molecular function: odorant binding; small molecule binding. Lineage: Eukaryota; Metazoa; Chordata; Mammalia; Artiodactyla; Cervidae. The coding region runs from base 1 to 576 and encodes 191 amino acids.
AUGAAGGUUCUCUUCCUGACCCUUUUCCUUGCUGUGGUUUGUGCUGCACAAGAGGAGGAAGCUGAGCAAAGCCUUUCAGAGCUUUCAGGACAAUGGAGAACAGUGUACAUUGGAUCCACUAACCCAAAGAAAAUCCAGGAGAAUGGACCAUUCAGGACUUACUUCCGUAAACUCGUGUUUGAUGAUGAAAAAGGCACAGUAGACUUCUACUUUUAUGUCAAGCGUAAUGGAAAAUGGAAGGAUGUACAUGUCACGGGAACAAAGCUUGAUGGUGGCACUUUUGCUGUUGAGUAUGAGGGUCAAAAUGAAUUUAAAGUUAUCUCUGCGUCGAAAACGCAUCUGGUAGCACAUGACGUCAACGUGGAUGAUGACGGCAACAGGACAGAAUUGACCGGACUAUUCGUUAAAUUGAAUGUUGAAGAGGAAGGCUUGGAGAAAUUCAGGCAGCUGACAGAACAGAAAGGAAUUGAGGAGGAAAAUGUUGUGAAUUUCAUCGAAAAUGUUGAGCUGAAGAUGCUUCUUAAUGACUUGGAUCACUGGGAAUCAAAGCUGAGUAGCACCUUCGUCAAUUCGUAG